Molecule: messenger RNA, 1826 nt
Organism: Gossypium raimondii (Peruvian cotton)
Lineage: Eukaryota; Viridiplantae; Streptophyta; Magnoliopsida; Malvales; Malvaceae
Product: dof zinc finger protein DOF1.4
Exons: 2
Coding region: 337-1224 (295 amino acids)
Biological process (GO): regulation of DNA-templated transcription
Molecular function (GO): DNA-binding transcription factor activity; DNA binding
Source: RefSeq, a predicted model, not a curated record
GUGGAUAUGCAAAAAGUCUCAUUUUAUGUUCUUUCUUUUCUUGAACUUCUCAAAGAUUCAUCUGUUCUUCUGCUUUACCUUCCUGUCUUGUUCUUGGAUUUUGAAUAUUUGUACCCUCCACACAUAUAUUCUUCCUCCCCACCCUCCAUUUUUUUUAAUUAUAAAUUUGGUUUGUUUUUCAAUUAUAAACCAAACCCCAUCACGUGAAAAUUUGAUUAUUAACAAAUAAAAAGAAUAAAGUUGUUGUAAUGGUGAUCACAACAUAAUCUGUCAAUCACUUCACAGGUAAUAUUUGAACCCCCCCCCCCAUUAACAAAGGCUCUUUUGAGAGGAGAAAUGGUGAUCACUUCAACUACUAAUGAAUGGCCAAAGAAUCGUGUAGAUGAGAAACACAUGAUGAUGGCUUCAACAAGUAAGCUUAUGGAGAAACCAAGCCAACAAGCACAAGCCCUAAAGUGUCCUCGAUGUGAUUCAUCAAACACCAAGUUCUGCUACUACAACAACUACAGUUUAUCUCAGCCCAGACACUUUUGCAAGGCUUGUAAGCGUUAUUGGACUAAAGGAGGCACUUUAAGGAAUGUUCCAGUGGGCGGUGGUUGCCGGAAAAACAAGCGUCUCAAGAGGCCUGCUUCAGCCAUUGCUGGUGCAACUGCAAGUCCCAGUCCUAGGCCUCAAAUCGACGUUUCUUCACCCUCUACCCCCCCUAUCAACAUCAACCCUUUGUUUUAUGGGUUAGCAACUGAUACCAAUCUUCCAUUCCCUAAUUGUUUUGAUUCAAGAGUUUCUUCAGGUGUGGAAACAGUGACCAACUAUGAUCUGCAACCUCCUCAACUGAAUGCUUUUAGACCAGGGUUUUCUUCUGCUACUGCUAUUGUGUCUAGUGAUUAUGGAAAUGGUAAGCAAAUCCAGGACGUUAUCACUUCAAAUCCACUCCUUUCAACCUAUUCCAAUAUCUUCACCAUCGCUACACCAACCAUUGCUUCUUUGUUAGCUUCUACACUUCACCAACACAAGUUCAUUGAUGGUGGCCUUGAAAACACUCAGCCGCCUACCCAUUUCCAAGCCUUACCACCUUUUCGAGAUCUUCACAUGACUGACGAUAUUGGGGCAGCCAUCAAAGAUGUCAAAGUUGAAGAGCCUCAAAGAAGAAUGGAAUGGAAUGUAGUACAAGCUCAGCUAGAGCAAAUUGGUUCAUAUGAUCCUGUAACUGCCUGGCAUGAUUGACCAAACAUUGGGUCCUCAGUCACUUCUCUGAUCUAGCCAAAACUAAUACCUUCAUCUUAUUCUUCAAAUGAUCUCCCUUUUUCAUGUUGUAGCGAUUCCUAUACUCAUAUCAGGGGUGGGAAGUAGAAAACAAGCAACCAAAUAUGUGUAAUAAAUUGACUGUUGAAGCAUAUACAUGGAACCAAGAUUGGAUCCGAGCGAUCAUGUCAGCUGCAAGAAUAAUUCAGCCAAUAGUUCUAUUAUUAUAUCAAAGGUUGAGAAUCCCUGUACUGCGCUGAGAGGAACCUCGGAUCCUCUUCAUCCUCAUCUUUAGGUUCAUGUCCAGUAUUUGGCUUCUAUUUUAUAGUGUAUGUAUAUACGUUGCAUGACAUGUUCUUCCUUGUUUCCCCCUAAUGUAAUGCUACUUAUUAGUAUUAGGUUGGGUUUUUUUGGGUAUUUGUUGCAGUAUUUAGUAAAAGAUCUCAAAUGGACCAACUAAUUAAUUAUCUUUUUUUCUUUUUCAGUUUGUGGUUUUGGGUAGGUAUAAUCAAUGGUACGGAAACUGCAAUGUGUCCAUUUUAUUUACUGGAAUUGGUAUGUUGGCCAGUUUCUUGUUGUUGGUG